This is a messenger RNA of Paramisgurnus dabryanus, 3267 nucleotides long. Lineage: Eukaryota; Metazoa; Chordata; Actinopteri; Cypriniformes; Cobitidae. The record is from RefSeq and is a predicted model, not a curated record.
UUGAACGUACGUUACGUCACAGGGAAUUUCCAGUAAGGAAGUUAAGUUGUCUAUAUUCAAACGGCGCUGUUCAUCUCGCCAUGAUUUAUAGUGAUCGGUCGUGACCGGCCAAUAAAACCGAGUGAUCGAUCGGUCUUUUAUUAACGUUACCUGAGCGGAUCUUCCGCAUAUCUACAUCCAGCUGACUCGACCCUCUCAACCCUGCUUUCAUCUGGCUUACAUGAGUUCACUCCAGCGCAACAUGGCCAAAUAAACAGAAAUCUCCACUCGGAAUCCCAGACGGCUGUUUGAUGUUGAUCCUGAACCUUGGAUAUUUUUCAGGAAAGGAAUCAUGGCUGGAGAGGACCCCUACCUCCCGCCUCAUGCAGGGUACUUGGAUCCAUUGGAUGCAUUCAGAGAGGACACGAUGUGGAUGCCCAUGGACCCUACAUUUCAGCCCAUGCAACACAGUAAUGCUUUAAGGGCAGUCGACGCACCUUAUCUGCAAAUUGUCGAACAACCGAAACAGAGGGGCUUUAGGUUCCGGUAUGGAUGUGAGGGCCCCUCCCAUGGAGGACUCCCAGGGGCCUCCAGCGAGAAGAACAGGAAGUCCUACCCACAAGUUAAGAUCUGUAACUACCAGGGUGCAGCACGAGUUGUAGUUCAGUUGGUGACCAACACUCAGGAGCCACAUCUUCAUGCUCACAGUCUGGUGGGCAAACAGUGUGACAAGGGAAUCUGCAUUGCCGACCUGCAACCUAAAGACUCAAGCAUCAGUUUUCCUAACCUGGGCAUUUUGCACGUGACAAAGAAGAAUGUUAGUAAAAUUCUUGAGGAGAGGAUGGUCGAGGCCUACAGGAUGGGAUAUAACUGCGGCGUAUACAUUCAUCCUGACAUUGAUAACCUACAGGGAGAGGUCCGCAUGCCCAGAGAACUCACAGAUCAUGAAAGGAGCCUGAUAUGCAGUACGGCCACCCAACAAUCAAAGGAGAUGGAUCUGAGCGUGGUGCGCCUGAUGUUCACGGCAUUCCUGCCCGACAGCGAUGGAGGCUUCUCCCGCAGACUGGACCCGGUCAUAUCCGAACCAAUCUUUGACAGCAAGGCCCCAAACGCCUCCAAUCUGAAGAUAGUACGAAUGGACCGGACCGCCGGCUGUGUCACAGGAGGAGAGGAGGUCUAUCUGCUGUGUGACAAAGUCCAGAAAGAUGACAUUCAGGUGAGGUUUUAUGAGGACGAUGAUACGGGUUCGAUCUGGGAAGCCUAUGGAGAUUUCUCACCCACUGACGUGCACAGACAGUUUGCCAUUGUCUUUAAGACGCCUAAAUAUCGAGACCAGAACCUUCAGAAGCCCAUUUCUGUGUUUGUACAGCUUAAGCGAAAAUCGGACAAUGAAACGAGCGAACCCAAGCCGUUUACCUACCACCCACAGAUCAUAGAUAAAGAAGAAGUCCAGAGAAAGAGACAAAAGACCCUUCCUCACUUUCCGGACUACAGUGGAGCGGGGGGCGGAGCUGGGGGCAUGUUCAGAGGAGGGGGCGGGCCUACUACAGGUAGCGGCCCCAGUGGAGGAGGUAGUGGAGGACAUUUCUAUCAGGGUUAUCAAACCUAUAACAAUUACGGGUCUGGAUACAACUUCUCUCCUGGAAUGGGAGGAGCUGGUACCAGCAUCAAACAGUCAUCUCAAGAACCUGUUGAAGACAGCGAUGAAGACAGUAGCGGUGAUAAUGAUGAUUAUCCAGCAGCAGGUGGUGUGAUGCGAAUCUGUGGCCAACCUGAAUCUGUUAAGAGUGAAAAUACAGAGCCUAUUGAAUAUCUAGAGUCAGAUAUGACGGAUUGUGUGAUUGACCCACAUUUGGCAGAACUUGCAAAGAAACAGGCUGAAGCUCUUUUUUAUUACGCACUGAGCGGUGACCCUAGAAUGCUGCUGGCUCCACAGCGCCCCCUCAUGACCACACAGGACGAGAACGGGGACACAGGUUUGCAUCUAGGGGUGAUUCACAGUCAAACAGAUGCCGUGAGAAAUUUAGCACAGAUCAUCUUUGUUCUUCCUGGAGAGGAUGUGCUGAAUAUGAGAAAUGAUCUGUACCAGACUCCUUUGCACCUUGCGGUGGUGACGCAGCAGAAAGAAGUGGUGGAGGCCUUACUUGAAGCCGACGUGGACGUUACGCUCGCAGAUCGUAAUGGAAACACGGCACUUCACCUGGCAGCUCAGCACAAGGAUGGGAGCGUGCUACGAUUGCUGCUGAAGCACAACUCGGCAGCGAGGUUAACUGGCGUUCAUAACACUGCAGGUCUCUGCCCACUUCACCUGGCUGUUCGGGCCAACAGCUUGGGUUGUAUGAGGGCCCUGCUGGAGGCCGGGGUGGACGCGGAGGUACAGGAGCUCACGUGUGGCCGCACGGCGCUUCACCUGGCCACGGAAAUGGAAAACCUUUCUCUCGCAGGCUGUUUGCUGCUGGAGGGUAAUGCAAAUGUAGACAGCGUCACGUAUAACGGAUCCACCCCUCUGCACAUUGCCGCAGGGCGAGGUUCAACCAAACUGACGGCACUUCUCAUGGCUGCAGGCGCUGAUCCACAUAAAGAGAACUUUGAGCCGCUGUUCUUCAAAGAUGAUGAGACGUGUACUACAUGUGAUGAUGAUGAUGAGGAAGAUGAAGGCUAUAUUCCCGGGACGACCCCUCUAAACAUGGCAGCCUCCCUAGAGGUGUAUGAUAUUCUUAACGGAGAAGAGUAUCAACCCACCACUGUUGUUGUUCCACCACAAGGUGACAUGAGCAGCCUGAGUUGUGAAACGAAGCAGGACCUCUGCCAGGCGCUGGAGGAGCAGACGGGAGGCUGGGAGAGUUUGGCUCAUGCUCUCGGUCUGGGCAUUCUCACCAGUGCAUUUAAACUCAGCUCCUGCCCGGCUGGAAAGCUGCUGGACAGCUAUGAGGUGUCCGGGGGAACGGUUCAUGAUCUGAUUGAGGGACUCAAGCAGGUUGGGAACAGCUGUGCUGUAAGUUUACUGCAGGCCGUGUGUAAGGAGGCUGAAACCACAUCACCUCAGCUCACAGGUCCAGAGCUGUGUAAGGCCAUUCAGGGUUUGACAUUGGGCUCUCAGCGGGAGGAGAGUGGGAUAUGUGACAGCGGAGUUGAGACGUCUUUCUAAAACCUUAACCGAAGUCUUGCUGACUCAGUUCGUCUCUGAAUCCGGGCCUGGGGAACCAAACAAACUGAGGCUUGACCCCAUGAAGACCAGCUUUGUCCUCACUACAGCAGCAUUGCCAGUCAACCUCAGGACACGCCCCC